CCCGGGACUCUGAGCCAGAGCGCAGCGGCGAGCGUGACUCCGCCAUCAGGUCCCCUGCUGCCUCCCUGGGCCUAGCCCACUCCGCUGCGCCAGCGCCGCGGGCAGUGAGUUCGGGGGACAGGGGAACCCGGGGGACAGGGGAACCCAGGGCUCCCUCGCACCAACCCCAAAUCCUGCCCUCCUGGCGAUGAAGCUUUGCUAGGGCACCUCCACAAUCCGGGCACGAGGGAGGAGGAGGAAAGGACUGAGGGAUCCCCUCAUAGCCAGCUGGGAGCGGGCUGGGAGGCCGCAGGGAGGGCCUGAAAAAGGAGACGGGAUUACCACGAGGUUUGGAGGCGCGGGGAGGUAGCGGCUUGGAGCGGGUUAGAAAAGCUCAGGUGCGGCCCGCCGGGCCGAAGGAGGUAACCCGGCGCCCGGCCCUAGCCAGCCUCGGGACUCUGGGCGGGGGAGAUCAUGGCCCGCCUCUUCAGCCCCCGGCCACCCCCCAGCGAAGACCUCUUCUACGAGACCUACUACAGCCUGAGCCAGCAGUACCCGCUGCUGCUGCUGCUGCUGGGGAUCGUGCUCUGUGCGCUCGCGGCGCUGCUCGUGGUUGCCUGGGCCAGCGGCAGGGAGCUGACCUCAGACCCGAGCUUCCUGACCACUGUGCUGUGCGCGCUGGGCGGCUUCUCGCUGCUGCUGGGCCUCGCUUCCCGCGAGCAGCGACUGCAGCGCUGGACGCGUCCUCUGUCCGGCUUGGUAUGGGUCGCGCUGCUAGCGCUAGGCCACGCCUUCCUGUUCACCGGGGGCGUGGUGAGCGCCUGGGACCAGGUGUCCUAUUUUCUCUUCGUCAUCUUCACGGUGUAUGCCAUGCUGCCCUUGGGCAUGCGGGACGCCGCCGUCGCGGGCCUCGCCUCCUCACUCUCGCAUCUACUGGUCCUGGGGCUGUAUCUUGGGCCACAGCCGGACUCACGGCCUGCACUGCUGCCGCAGUUGGCAGCAAAUGCGGUACUGUUCCUGUGCGGGAACGUGGCAGGAGUGUACCACAAGGCGCUGAUGGAGCGCGCCCUGCGGGCCACGUUCCGGGAGGCACUCAGCUCCUUGCACUCGCGCCGGCGGCUGGACACCGAAAAGAAGCACCAGGAACACCUUCUCUUGUCCAUCCUUCCUGCCUACCUGGCCCGAGAGAUGAAAGCAGAGAUCAUGGCACGGCUGCAGGCAGGACAGGGGUCACGGCCAGAGAGCACCAACAAUUUCCACAGCCUCUAUGUCAAGAGGCACCAGGGAGUCAGUGUGCUGUAUGCUGACAUUGUGGGCUUCACGCGGCUGGCCAGCGAGUGUUCCCCUAAGGAGCUGGUGCUCAUGCUCAAUGAGCUCUUUGGCAAGUUCGACCAGAUCGCCAAGGAGCAUGAAUGCAUGCGGAUCAAGAUCCUGGGGGACUGUUACUACUGUGUCUCCGGACUGCCACUCUCACUGCCAGACCAUGCCAUCAACUGCGUGCGCAUGGGGCUGGACAUGUGCCGGGCCAUCAGGAAACUGCGGGCAGCCACUGGCGUGGACAUCAACAUGCGUGUGGGCGUGCACUCAGGCAGUGUACUCUGUGGAGUCAUCGGGCUGCAGAAGUGGCAGUAUGACGUUUGGUCCCAUGAUGUCACACUGGCUAACCACAUGGAGGCAGGCGGUGUACCAGGGCGAGUGCACAUCACAGGGGCUACCCUGGCCCUGCUGGCAGGGGCUUAUGCUGUAGAGGACGCAGGCAUGGAGCAUCGGGAUCCCUACCUUCGGGAGCUAGGGGAGCCCACCUAUCUGGUCAUCGAUCCACGGGCAGAGGAGGAGGAUGAGAAGGGCACUGCAGGAGGCUUGCUCUCCUCGCUUGAGGGCCCCAAGAUGCGUCCAUCACUGCUGAUGACCCGUUACCUGGAGUCCUGGGGUGCAGCCAAGCCUUUUGCCCACCUGAGCCACGUAGACAGCCCUGUGUCCACCUCCACCCCUCUCCAGGAGAAGACCCUGGCUUCCUUCAGCCCCCAGUGGAGCCUAGAUCGGAGCCGUACCCUCCGUGGACUAGAUGAUGAACUGGACACCGGGGAUGCCAAGUUCUUCCAGGUCAUUGAGCAGCUCAACUCACAGAAACAGUGGAAGCAGUCGAAGGACUUCAACCCACUGACACUGUACUUCAGAGAGAAGGAGAUGGAGAAAGAGUACCGACUCUCUGCAAUCCCCGCCUUCAAAUACUAUGAAGCCUGCACCUUCCUGGUUUUUCUCUCCAACUUCAUCAUCCAGAUGCUAGUGACAAACAGGCCCCCAGCUCUGGCCAUCACGUAUAGCAUCACCUUCCUCCUCUUCCUCCUCCUCCUUUUUGUCUGCUUCUCAGAGGACCUGAUGAGGUGUGUCCUGAAAGGCCCCAAGAUGCUGCACUGGCUGCCUGCACUGUCUGGCCUGGUGGCCACACGACCAGGACUGAGAAUAGCCUUGGGCAUCGCCACCAUCCUCCUUGUCUUUGCCAUGGCCAUUACCAGCCUGUUCUUCUUCCCAGCAUCAUCAGACUGCCCUUUCCAAGCUCCCAAUGUGUCCUCCAUGAUUUCCAACCUCUCCUGGGAGCUCCCUGGGUCUCUGCCUCUCAUCAGUGUCCCAUACUCCAUGCACUGCUGCACGCUGGGCUUCCUCUCCUGCUCCCUCUUUCUGCACAUGAGCUUCGAGCUGAAGCUGCUGCUGCUCCUGCUGUGGCUGGCAGCAUCCUGCUCCCUCUUCCUGCACUCCCACGCCUGGCUGUCCGACUGCCUCAUCGUCCGCCUCUAUCUGGGCCCCUUGGACUCCAGGCCCGGAGUGCUGAAGGAGCCCAAAUUCAUGGGUGCUAUCUCCUUCUUCAUCUUCUUCUUCACCCUCCUUGUCCUGGCUCGCCAGAAUGAGUACUACUGCCGCCUGGACUUCCUGUGGAAGAAGAAGCUGAGGCAGGAGCGGGAGGAGACAGAGACGAUGGAGAACCUGACUCGGCUGCUCUUGGAGAACGUGCUCCCUGCACACGUGGCCCCCCAGUUCAUUGGCCAGAACCGGCGCAAUGAGGAUCUCUACCACCAGUCCUACGAAUGCGUUUGUGUCCUCUUCGCUUCAGUCCCAGACUUCAAGGAGUUCUACUCUGAAUCCAACAUCAAUCAUGAGGGCCUAGAGUGUCUGAGGCUGCUCAAUGAAAUAAUUGCUGAUUUUGAUGAGCUGCUCUCCAAGCCCAAGUUCAGUGGGGUGGAGAAGAUCAAGACCAUUGGCAGCACCUACAUGGCAGCCACAGGAUUAAAUGCCACCUCUGGACAGGAUGCACAACAGGAUGCUGAACGGAGCUGCAGCCACCUUGGCACUAUGGUGGAAUUUGCCGUUGCCCUGGGGUCUAAGCUGGACGUCAUCAACAAGCAUUCAUUCAACAACUUCCGCCUGCGUGUGGGGUUGAACCACGGACCAGUAGUAGCUGGAGUUAUUGGGGCCCAGAAGCCACAAUAUGACAUUUGGGGCAACACAGUGAACGUAGCCAGCCGCAUGGAGAGUACAGGAGUCCUUGGCAAAAUCCAAGUGACUGAGGAGACAGCCUGGGCCCUACAGUCCCUGGGCUACACCUGCUACAGCCGGGGGGUCAUCAAGGUGAAAGGCAAAGGGCAGCUCUGCACCUACUUCCUGAACACAGACUUGACACGAAGUGGACCUCCUUCAGUUACCCUAGGCUGAGAUUGCACUCCCCUUCUAAGAACCUCAAUAAAGAGACUCUGGUGUGCCUGGAGCCCAUUGAUG
This is a messenger RNA of Mandrillus leucophaeus (drill), 3750 nucleotides long. It is a transcript of the gene ADCY4, whose product is annotated as adenylate cyclase 4. Bases 454 to 3687 code for a protein of 1077 amino acids. Gene Ontology annotation, cellular component: plasma membrane. Gene Ontology annotation, biological process: intracellular signal transduction; cAMP biosynthetic process; adenylate cyclase-inhibiting G protein-coupled receptor signaling pathway. The record is from RefSeq and is a predicted model, not a curated record. Gene Ontology annotation, molecular function: adenylate cyclase activity. The transcript has 25 exons. NCBI's taxonomy places the organism in Eukaryota, Metazoa, Chordata, Mammalia, Primates, Cercopithecidae.